Fusarium tjaetaba is the source of this 2808-nucleotide messenger RNA. RefSeq names its product budding BOI2. The coding region runs from base 1 to 2808 and encodes 935 amino acids. Lineage: Eukaryota; Fungi; Ascomycota; Sordariomycetes; Hypocreales; Nectriaceae. The record is from RefSeq and is a predicted model, not a curated record. Gene Ontology annotation, biological process: actin cytoskeleton organization. Gene Ontology annotation, molecular function: protein binding. Gene Ontology annotation, cellular component: plasma membrane. The transcript is spliced from 3 exons.
AUGGCCUCACGAGGCCCCAAUGAAGGGUCGCCCAAGCCAGAAGUUGGCGACACCUUGAUUGUGAUACAUGAUUUCCAGGCUCGAAGCUCCGAUGAACUCAGUCUUGCGAAGGGAGACCGAGUUGAACUUAUAGAACGAGACGACGAGUUUGGUGAUGGAUGGUUCCUUGGCCGUCAUCUGGUCAACAAUAAUAAUGGACUCUUUCCUGAAGUUUACACUAGGCCAGCCCCAAGAAAUAUCCCCACAAGCACUUUCAGUGCUUCGAAGGCCCAGACUGCUCAGCAAGAACAGGCUCAGGACUCGAGCGCUGAUACAGGUACCAAAGAAGAGAACGAGUUGCAACAACCACAAACUAGGAACCCUGUGACAUUACCUCUCAAUAACGUCAAAUCCGAACCCUCACUGGUGUCGAGCGAGCCGCCUGUGUUGCCCGCCUUGAGCCAACUAACGACUCAGAAUCAGGACAGCCCUGUCUUGCAUGAAACGCUCACUGUUAUUGACGAGCACAUUACCGAUUUACGAUCACCAGCGAGCAAUGGCGGACUCCGAGCGAUAGCGAACGACUCUGGAAGCGAAUAUAGCAGCACCCAUCCCGACCAACGAACAUCAUACAUACAAGGUGAAGAGACUGACGAAGAAGAGGAGGGUUUCCAUACGCGAGACGAAGUCGAAUCGUGGUCUCCCGAUGACGUUGCCGAAUAUCUCUUUACGUCGGGAGUCGAAAAGCACCACUGCGAGGUCUUUAGGGACCAAGAGAUAUCCGGUGAGGUUAUCCUUGGUAUGGAUCAGAGCUCACUGUUCAUCAAGGCAUUCGAUCUUGGGUCUGUCGGCCGGCGCCUCAAGACUUGGCACAAAAUUAAGGCACUUCAGGAUGAAGUGAGUAACCAAGGCCUGGAGACACGGCGUACAACACAAACCUUUGGAAACGAUGGUUCAGAAGAAGGCCGUAGAUCUCGGAGCCGAGCAAACACCCUGACCAAUCGGCCCACUUCUAUUCAGACGAGGCGACUCUCUUUAUCACAGAAUACGCCAAAGGCAUCUCCGACAUUUGGAGGAUCUCAUGCGCAAGAGAGCUCUAACCGCGCUAGUCAUAUCAAGCGGCCAUCCGCGGCGUCGAUCAGGGAAUUGAACCAUUCGCGUCGACACUCUUCGUCGACUGACUUUCGCCAAGCUGGCCCUCCGACGGCAAGCCCAGCCGUUCCCGUUCCUAGGAUCGCGACAUCGGGUACUUUCCCCGGAAGCGAGACUGCCCAUAAAAAGCAACCAUCAUUUGACAGAAAUUGGACCCUAGGCAACGCUUAUUCGCAACCCCCCCAGCGACCCCUUUCUUCAACUGGCCUUCAGGAUCUACUUAGCCCAUCGGGAGCAGAAGCACAGGAUUCUAGCGUCGACGCUGAUCGGGGUUACUUCUCCGGAACAGAAGUGGAUGGGAGGAAGAGAAACUUGUUGCGAAAGCGCGACAGCAAUGCUGAAUCGAGAAAGUCAAGCUAUGCCGAAGAGCAAAGGGUUAGAAGCGCCACAGCUAUGGCACGACAGUCAAGAUUCGGUAGCGUGGGGUCUAUUGCGGAAGGGGGUAUCUCGUCAGCAGCUCAAAAGUACUACGGUAUUCAGUCUGGCGCUCAUAGGAGAACUGCGUCAGCCGCUUCGGAAUCAACGAUGAACAUGCCACCACCCAAUGACGUUCCUUCACCCACCGUCACCAAACUGGACACUUCGGUCAGUUCCGCUCGCUCAACCGCCUCACCUAUGACAUCGAGACAUCAAGGUUUCAACUCGGACUGGCUGUCGUCAAUGGUCAACAAACCCAUUGCCCUGGCUGGAGGAAAGGGUAUGCGGGCCAUAUCUGAUAACCUUAGCCUUGACCGAUCGAAGGCGUCAACUCCAACGGACUCAUCGAACAAAGAUUUCUUGGUCGACUCACCUGCGCGAACCGGCUCGACAACUCCAUCAGGCGGAGCAAGCUUCGAUCUUGAGUCGCCCGACACUGCCAAGAGUCCUAGUACUCCCUUAACCCAGCUCAACAAGAAGGCUGGGAAGAAGGGCAAGAAGGAAACGAGCGCAUACACCCGCGGGCUGCUCAAAAUCUCGCCAAAGGAAGCAAGCAAAGAUGCCGAUUAUAGUGGCUGGAUGAGGAAGAAGAGUUCCAACCUCAUGACAACCUGGAAGCCUCGUUUCUUUGUUCUCAAGGGCCGGCGGCUUGCUUAUUAUUACUCAGAAGAUGACGACCAGGAAAAGGGACUCAUCGAUAUCUCGUUUCACCGAGUUCUACCAGCAGACAAUGAAAAGCUCACAGGUCUUCAUGCUACGAUCACAAGCCUUGGGGGUCAGUCGAUGCCUGCGUCCCAGAAUGGCGAUGAUAACUUGGAGAAGGGAGAUGACUCUAUCUUCAUCUUCAAGCUGGUUCCUCCCCGAGCUGGUCUCUCCAGGGCUGUGAACUUCACAAAGCCAACCGUUCACUACUUCGCUGUUCCCAACCUAAAGCAAGGUCGUCUAUGGAUGGCGGCCUUGAUGAAGGCGACAAUUGAUCGAGAUGAUUCAAAACCCAUCACUACGACGUACCAGCAAAAGACAAUUUCUCUUUCUAAAGCCAAGCAGAUGCGUCAUCGCCCACCGGCUCUGAUGAACCUCGACGAAGGGGCCGAAGAGGACGCUAGCACGGCCCGAAAGGAAGCCAACGGCCUGGGAAUUUCAUACGACGAGGCCGACAGCGGUGUUUCUGGCGUCGACAAACUCGCGGGCCAAAAGGUUGAAGAAACCAAGUCAAACCUAGAGUCUGAGAAAGAGCAAGAGAACCUACAGACAGCUUGA